AUGCACGUAGUGAAGCCAAAAACUGAUGAUAUUGAUGCAGACGACAUUUGGUUUCAACAAGACGGUGCCACAUGCCAUACAGCUAAUGCAACAAUCAAUUUAUUGAAGGAGAAGUUUGGUGAAUCGAUUAUUUCAAGAAAAGGACCAGUCAAUUGGUUACCAAGAUCAUGCGAUUUAACACCGUUAGACUUUUUUUUAUGGGGUUAUGUGAAGUCAUUGUGCUAUGCCAACAAACCACAAACAUUUAAUGCAUUGCAAGAUAACACUGAACGUGUUAUCGCUGAAAUACAGCCUGAUUUAUGUGAGAGAGUCAUCGAAAAUUGGGUCCAAAGAAUCCAUGCUAUGAAACGAAGCCGUGGUGGUCAUUUGAAUGAUGUUAUAUUCCAUACGUAA
Messenger RNA from Didymodactylos carnosus, 393 nucleotides. The record is from the annotation of a GenBank genome assembly. NCBI's taxonomy places the organism in Eukaryota, Metazoa, Rotifera, Eurotatoria, Philodinida, Philodinidae.